This is a messenger RNA of Tachyglossus aculeatus (Australian echidna), 1411 nucleotides long. RefSeq names its product carbonic anhydrase 4-like. Bases 1 to 1401 code for a protein of 466 amino acids. The record is from RefSeq and is a predicted model, not a curated record. Gene Ontology annotation, molecular function: zinc ion binding; carbonate dehydratase activity. The transcript is spliced from 12 exons. Lineage: Eukaryota; Metazoa; Chordata; Mammalia; Monotremata; Tachyglossidae. Gene Ontology annotation, cellular component: plasma membrane.
AUGGGAGAACCCGGGGCCCUGAGGUACUACGUGAAUAUUUCAACACCUGGAGUUAUUCUUCCUAACGAAACAUCUGGGCGAGACUCUCCCCUGCUAGGAAGACUUACGGACUUCCUGGGCCAGAAUGGUGAAGACCACUCCCUGCUCUCCAUCUGCUCCUGCCCUGGGGCCAUGUUCCAGGUUGACCAGUGCAGCCAACGGAUCUGCUCCACCUGUCAUCCACCAGAUCCUGGACCCGCUGCGAGGGAGCCACGACCGCUCAACCGGACGGACCUCUUAUACGGCCCCAGCAUCAGGGAAAAUCUUGGAAGAAGCUGGCCGUCUGAGGGCUCCGGUAUCUCCAAGUGCCUCCGGUCUCCCUGGGCCCAUCCGAGGAACCUCCCAGCUCCGGCCACCUUCUGCUUGAGCUACCACCAAUCGGACCAUUCAGCUGCGGCCACCGUUUGCGGAUGCCCUCACUGCUUCUUACCAACCCAAGGCUCGGGUUUCUGGGAGAUUACCUCAGUCUCGCCUUGUCUUCUUCCUCCAGGGGAAUUCUCCGCAGGCAUGGGACAGACCAGGCUGCUGGGCCUGGUGGCCCUGGGGCUGAUGCUGGGAGCCUCCUGCCAGGCACAUCCCGAGACUUGGUGUUAUGACCUUCCAAAAUGUGGCCCCAAAACCUGGCCCCGGAAGUUCUGCGCGGGCCGGAGCCAGUCCCCGGUCGCCCUGUGGGUGGACCAGUCUGUCCCGGCUUUCCACUCCAAAGUCCUGAAGAUGUCUGGCUACGAGGACGCAACUCUGCCAAUCAAAGUCACCAACAACGGCCACUCAGUGAACGUGAACCUGAGGUCCGGGGCCUGGCUGCAGGGAGGAGGGCUCAAGGGGAAUUACGCCGUCCAGAGCUUCCACCUGCACUGGGGGAAGGAGCUGGACAUCCCAGGGGCAGAACACCUGCUGGAAGGGACCCGGGCCUCCAUGGAGCUCCAUGUGGUUCACACCAAAGACGGCCUACCCAUGAACAAGGCGGUGAAACAGAAAGAUGGACUGGCCGUGCUAGCCUUCAUGGUCAAUGUCUCGGAUACAAACGCUUCGGAAGCUUCAUGGAACAACUUCACCUCCUUCCUCGACCUCGUCCCAGAGAAAGAUGAUGAACAACCGGUCAUCGGCAACUUCUCCCUGAAGGGACUCCUGGGUGCCGUGAGCACCACGUCCUACUUCCUCUACCGGGGCUCGCUCACGACGCCCCUCUGCCAGGAGGUCGUCUUGUGGGCCGUGUUCAGACAGCCCAUCCUCGUCUCCCCAGACGUGGUCCGGAACUUCACAUCCAGCCUCUUCUACACCACAGCCUCCGAGGGGAGGCGAAUGGUCAACAACUUCCGCCCGCUGCAGCCCUUAGGUCGACGCAGGGUCCUACGGCUGUGAAUCCCGAUGA